Capsicum annuum is the source of this 3670-nucleotide messenger RNA. RefSeq lists its product as uncharacterized. The record is from RefSeq and is a predicted model, not a curated record. Bases 1952 to 2851 code for a protein of 299 amino acids. The transcript has 2 exons. Lineage: Eukaryota; Viridiplantae; Streptophyta; Magnoliopsida; Solanales; Solanaceae.
CAAUUAUUGGGUAAUGCAAAUGACAAAAGAGGAAUUUUACAGGUCAACUAAUGGGGAGAAGAAAUUAAAUUCCUUUGGUACACUGGGCAGUACUAGCUUGACUUGUGAAGUCAUGUUGUAACUUGUCCAAGCUUUGUUGCCAUCCUAACUACAUUUUCUUAAAAUCUGUUUUGAGCCUAGUUUCUUUUGGAAAUAACUUAUCUACCUUCAAGAGAUACAGAUAAGAUCUUGACAAUUUGAAAGGAAAAACUACAUACAUGGAAAGAGAAAAGAAAAAUAAAGGCAAAAGAGAGAACGGAGAAGCAAACAGCUCAUCGGUAUUGUUAUACAAUAUUUGUUUAUAUUUUUUUUUCAUUAAGACAUAAUUAAGUCUUGUAAGUAUGCUUGUUUUUUUUUUUUUUGGAGCUUAAUCGACUUAAACAUGUUAAUCAUCUUUUUUUAAAAAAAUUUCAUGUAGUUUGUAUAUAAGAAAAAUGAUUUUGUUUUCCUGUGGAAUAAGUUGUUUUAAGCGCUGGGAUUCAAUUUGGGUAACGUGUCCUUUUUAUGGUUGGGUUUGAUGUGCAAAAUAAUGCUUGUAACGAUUUGGCACUUGGCCUAACUCAACCCCAAAGACGAUAAGAACCCCAAACAGUGUUGAAAAUCAAAUGACUAUGUUCAAUAUAUGUAUUCUUUUUCUUCGAUUUGGUAUAAAAUCAUCUGUACUAGUUAAUAUACUUCUUCAGUGCACCGAGUAACAAACUAGUAUAUAUGUGAACGGACGGAUCAGUAGAAAUUCUUUAUUGACAUGCUUGCUUUAUGAGUUUUGUCAAUUUUGUAAUUCAAUUUUUGAACCAAAACAAAAUUUGGGGUGCCAUUGAUCACACGACGGUUCUUGACAUCCAUAGGAUGACUUCCCCUUUAGAGUGGUCUAUUGAUAAUGUACCUGCACUAGACACAUUCACCCCCAAAAUUCGAUGCCUAACUGAGUGGCAAAGUUGUUGAGCUAAACUUCCACUUGGAGAAAUUAACAGUAGCAGUUAAGGGACCUAGGCAAUCCAAGUAACUAAAGUGCAAAUUGGUUAGCUGGUCGCGUCAUGGAGUGGGUCAGUAAAAUACUUUUAAUGACAGUUUUUAUUUUAUAAAAGGCUGACACAUAAUCUAAAACCAGUUGAAUACCACCUGAAUGUGUAGAGUGACUUUGUAGGUGAAAUGGUAAAAUUAGAGUGGUUUUUCUACUACAAAACAAAGACUAGUGACUUUCUCGGACAAUUUUCAUUAGUUGAGUCACCUUCUGAGAAAUCUAACUCUUGUUUAUCAUAUAAAAUGUAACUAUAGGACAAACAUUUAGCUUAUGCAGUAGGUUAUUUUGAAGAAGAACCUCUAUAUUUACGUUAGUUGCCCCAUUAAGUUAGAGUAAAAUUUGUAAUGGCGAAUAUGUGAGCUGAAAAUUUUGAUGCACAUUUGGUCUUUUAGCAGGUAUCAUCUGCUGUGUUUCACGAAGACAUUGUCAAUCUUCAUGAUUUCAAAGAGAGGUUAAAGACUGAAGAGGAUCAAAUUGUUCUUGAUAUGGAUCAAAUUGAAAAGCUGAAACUGGAGCUGACAUUUUUGUCGGCGAGUUUGCAGCUUUGUUAUUACAUUUCGGUUGGUUCUGAUGCCGAAAUGUCUUGCAUAUCAUAUGAGGUUCAUGAUCUGGUUCUGUCACUUUUUCAUCAGAGUGGAGAUGACAUGCUGGUUAAGUUAAAGGAUCAUGUCGUUCCUCGCCUUCUUGAAAAUAUCAAAAGUUCUAUCAUCUCAAAUCAUCAUUCUGAAUCAAGUGCGGCCAUUACUGAGGAUCAGUUGGUUGAACUUUUGGACGGGAUCCUUGUGAAUCUCCAUUAUCUACCCAAGCUUUGUGCUGAGUUGAUUUUCCCACCAAUGACUCAAUAUGAGCUUCUUCAGAAUGUAUUGAGCAUAAGACAAAUGACCCAAGCAGAUGAAACAGAUCAUUGAAGUCUCUCUCGUCAAUUCCAUGCUAGUCCAUCUACUUUUGAAGAUAAUUCCAGUUUCACUGGAAGUUAUGUACAUUUGUUCUACAAAUUUGAAAGCUUCAAAGUCAGCUGAAGUUGGACGCUUCAUUAAGAAGCUCCUAGAAGGCUCUCCAGACAUUCUUAGAGAAUAUCUGAUUCAUCUACAACAGCACAUGGUUAAUGCUAUUACUCCUAGCACCUCAGCUCUAAAUAUUCAUGUCAUGAUAGAGUUCCUAUUGAUUAUUUUUACUGAUGUGUCCAAGGACGUUAUUCGUCAUGAAAAAUUGUUUGUUCUCUUGGAACGUGUUGGAGCACUUACCAAGGAGGUAUUCGUUCUUGUUCGCAACUUAGAAGAGAACUCAAGGAAUGAAGAGAAUAUGAAGGAAGCAAGCGGUGCAAGUCUAAACUUGCUGAAAGUUAUUGACGUCCUGAAGGAAGAUCUCAAGAAUGUUUUCUUGAAAGCCCCUGCAGACUCAUCACAGCUCUGCUUCCACAUGAGUGAUGGACCACUCUUCAUGACUUUCCUACUCAGAAACUUAAAUGACUUGCUCAAUUCCAAUGCUUAUUCAGUUGCUUUAAUAAAAGAAGAAAUCAGUCGGGUGAAAGAAGACCUAGAACACAUAAGAUCGUUCUUUGGGACUGUGGAGCAAGAAUUGCAUAGAGAUCUUUGGACUCGUGUUCUAGACGUGGCAUAUGCAGUGGAACAUGUCAUUAAGUCAAUUCUUGCCAGAGAUCAUGGACUCUUGCAGCUUAUCUUCGUACUUCCUGAAACCGUAGGAAAGAUCAAGCUUGUCAAAAAAGAGGUACAAGAGGAUCUCCAAGAACACGAGUAUCAUUUUUGCAAACUCUCCCAACAAGCCAGUUGAAAAUAAGCCAUCAAUAACUGGUAAAAUAAUUGUAGGUUUUGAGGAGGAGACAGAGUGGAUUAUCAGGAAGCUCUCCAGUGGACCAGCUGAGGUAGAUGUCAUUCCCAUAGUCGGCAUAUCAGGGCUUGGAAAAACUACUUUGGCUUACAAAGUGUAUAACAAUAAGUGUGUUGUUUGUCAUUUCGACGUUCGUGCUUGGUGCACAGUUGACCAGGAACGUAAUGAGAAAACGUUGUUGCAGAAAAUUUUCAAUGAAGUCAUUGGGUCGGAAGAAAGAGUCGGUGAGGAUUGCGUAGAAAAUGAUGUUGCAGAUAAGCUACGUAGACAACUGUUUGGAAAGAGGUACCUUAUUCUGUUGGAUGACUUGUGGGACACUGCAACAUGGGAUGAGCUGACAAGACCUUUUCCAACUGAAUUUCAGAAAGGGAGCAGAGUUAUUUUAACAAGUCUAAAAAAGGAAGUGGCUUUGCAUGGAAAAUGUCACAGGUAUCCUCUUGAUCUUUGAUUGCUACGACCAGGAGAAAGCUGGGAGUUGUUAGAGAAAACGGUAUUCAGAGAAGAACAUUGCACUGAUGAACUAAAGGAUGUUGGAGAGAAAAUAGCCAAAAAGUGUGAUGGGUUUCCUUUGGUACUUGAUUUGAUCGGCGGAGUCAUUUCAAGGAAGGAAAGGAAAGAGGCUUUGUCGCUUGAAGUUCUCAAUAAUUUGAGUUCCUUUAUUAUCAAAACCUUUCGAAUCAUGUUAUUCAAUAUGUAUUUCAAAAACAAUCCAUAUCAUAUGAAAAAUGGAAAACAUCAUAAAUAGAGAGGGAUUCUUGAUUA